This is a messenger RNA of Pygoscelis adeliae (Adelie penguin), 3452 nucleotides long. RefSeq names its product ubiquitin carboxyl-terminal hydrolase 12-like. Bases 169 to 1188 code for a protein of 339 amino acids. The transcript has 7 exons. Gene Ontology annotation, molecular function: cysteine-type deubiquitinase activity; cysteine-type endopeptidase activity. Gene Ontology annotation, cellular component: cytosol; nucleus. The record is from RefSeq and is a predicted model, not a curated record. Gene Ontology annotation, biological process: protein deubiquitination. NCBI's taxonomy places the organism in Eukaryota, Metazoa, Chordata, Aves, Sphenisciformes, Spheniscidae.
CUCUUCCUUUUCUUGCUGUUACCAGCUGUGAUGAUACAAGGAUGAGUCUUUUACACCAUGCCUACUAGUAUUUCCCCUGUAAAUGAACUCUGACAGACGACUUUCCCAUUUUCAGUAUGUGACGUUCUUAAUGAGCAACCUCUUUUAUUACUUUUUAACAGGCCUAAUAUGAAAACGUUUGUUUUCCUUUUGUUCUGUUUUAACCAGUUCGGCAAUACCUGCUACUGCAACUCAGUCUUACAGGCACUUUAUUUUUGUCGUCCAUUUCGGGAAAAAGUUUUGGCAUACAAAGUGCAGCCUCGAAAGAAGGAAAGCCUCCUGACAUGCCUCUCUGAUCUCUUCAACAGUAUUGCUACGCAAAAGAAGAAGGUGGGAGUCAUCCCACCCAAGAAAUUUAUUUCCCGAUUGAGGAAAGAAAAUGAAUUAUUUGAUAAUUACAUGCAGCAGGAUGCACAUGAAUUCCUAAACUACCUACUUAACACUAUUGCUGACUUACUACAAGAAGAGAAAAAGCAGGAGAAGCAGAAUGGCAAACUCCAGAAUGGCAGCAUUGAGAGUGAAGAAGGAGACAAGACUGAUCUGACGUGGGUCCAUGAAAUCUUCCAAGGAACACUAACCAAUGAAACCAGAUGUCUUAACUGUGAGGCUGUUAGUAGCAAAGAUGAGGACUUUCUGGAUCUAUCGGUUGAUGUGGAACAAAAUACAUCAAUUACACACUGUCUAAGAGGGUUUAGUAAUACUGAAACUCUAUGCAGUGAAUAUAAAUACUAUUGUGAGCAGUGCCGCAGUAAACAGGAAGCACAGAAGAGAAUGAGAGUGAAAAAGUUGCCCAUGAUUCUAGCUCUGCACUUAAAAAGGUUCAAAUACAUGGACCAGCUGCAUCGAUACACCAAACUCUCCUACCGUGUAGUCUUUCCCUUGGAGCUCCGGCUCUUUAACACUUCAGGAGAUGCUACAAAUCCUGACAGAAUGUAUGACCUUGUGGCUGUAGUUGUUCACUGCGGCAGUGGUCCAAAUCGUGGACAUUAUAUCACCAUUGUGAAGAGCCAUGGCUUUUGGUUGCUGUUUGAUGAUGACAUUGUAGAGAAAAUUGAUGCCCAGGCCAUUGAAGAAUUCUAUGGGUUAACAUCAGACAUUUCCAAAAACUCAGAAUCUGGAUAUAUCCUCUUCUACCAGUCAAGAGACUAAGACAAAAGAUACAUGUAUACAAAUAAAAGAAAAAAGGGAUCAAGAUAUGUCCAAAUGGAACAUAUUUGUGACAGCAGAAGCAGUUCCUCGUUGUUGCUGUAGGACCAGGACAGAUCCAGCAGGGUGAAUACAGGUUUUUCCCUGCCGUUUUGUGGAGGAUUAGUGCUGACUGCCGUAACAAGAAGAGCUUUUGUUCCAGUUUUCUUUCUGGGCUUUUUUUACGUGCUAUCUUCCAAAAUCUGUGUUACCUCUACUUGAAACCUGGCUGCUUAUUUGUUCAUGAACUGAAGAAGAGAUUUAAAAGUAGCAUUGUAGAAUUUUUACCAUUUAAUGUUGGCCUGAGGCUAUACCUUGGUUUCUACCAUCGUCGUUUUUCUGUAUUUUAGCAGAAUGAUUUCAAUAUUCAGUGUCAGCUGAAGGCAUAUUUUAGGAUAUGAACAGCAGCUGGUUGCUGGAUAUUUUUGGUGACUCAGACUUGAGAAGCAGUACAAAGCUAAGACAUAUUGGAAAUGUCAAGUCUGUAAUUUUUAUAAAAAAAAAAAAACAGACAAAAAAACUCUCUCUGCAGCAUUGUAAAUUUCCCCAUUAUGCAUUAUCUUGGUUUUAGAUAACACUAACAGCACUGCUUCUCUUUAUAUUUUUAUUUUUACUGUUCUGUUUCUUCAGAAGGUAUAGAACUUUGUCCAUAUUCAGGCUAGUCUGUUGUGCGUUUUUCCUUUGAAGCAGAAGUUUUGACUCAGAGCCACAUUGCUGCAGAUUUAAGGGGAGCAGAAGAGCAGUUACCUUUGGAAGACUAUGUCUGGCAACCAGUCGCUGUAGAAAGUUUGACGUUACAGCAUUUCUUGGAGCUAUUGCGUAAACCAAAAGUGCCCUCAUUCUGAAACAGGAUCUGUUCAACAUUUCGUUCAAUACGUAGCAAACUGAUGCAACUAGCAUUUUGAAUCUAUGCUAAUACACAGAAACAGCACUAAUUGUGAAGGGUUAACCAAGGGAAGCAUUAUUUAUGUAACUAAUCCAGUUGUUCUUAGUCUUCAAGAUAAUGAACAAGUAAGAAGGAAAACCAACCAACCAACCAACCCAGACAUUACCUAGCUAAGUGUUCCUCGUCAUCCGUUGGUAAUGUUUGUAUCGAUCUGGGAAUCAUAACACCCCCCUAAAAAUGCUUCUGAUUGUUUUACCUCUAUAGGCCUUGCUUAACAGGGGAAAUUGUUAGUCUUUUGAAGACUGAAAUUAAGUAAUUAUCCGUUACGUGUGUAUAUAUUAUAAUCUCAAGGAUAACUAGAAAGAAAAGACUAAGGCAGUUUGUAAGAAAUCUCAGAAAAUCUCCUGUAAUUUUCUUUUUGAAAAGUCCUGUUGCCGUGCCAAAGCUUGUCGCAGCUGGCUCUAAACUACCAGUGGAAAUGACUAUUUUCCUUUCUUCAUCUUGUUAGGUGACACAAGAGCUGUCCUCUGUGUGGUUGCUCCCAGCACAGCCGUUCACGGUAUAUGCCGGUGAUUGUUGUUCUUGAGGACAUUUAACUUAUGCAAUUCUGUGGCUUGUACAGGAUAUAAAAUAUUUUACCAAAAUAUUGUCCUCAGGAAAACAGCAUUUCACAAACAGUUUCUUGUGGUGGCUGUAUGUAUCUGUUUCUUCUUAUCAUGACCAGAAAUGUAAUGUUAGCAAUUAACUCCUGUCUUCAAAACGCAAAUUAAUCAUUACCAUUGUGUUCCAGCUGGGUACAGGUUCCGUUCUCCCGGCACAUCUCCUCUUCCAGAAGAUAAAAUACGGACAUUGGGUUUUUUAAUUAUUUUUUAUUAUACAGAGUACUGUCAUUUUAAGAGACAUAUUCAAUAACAGCAAACGUUUUUGUCAUCUCGUUCCUAUUGUGUGACAAUUGUUCCUGGCUAAGAGUCUUCUCCCCUUGUUCACACACAAGCUGUGAGUCCUCUCCUGGUGGCGCUACCAGAAGCCUGUCAUCACUAAGUCUUGCAAAAAAAAUAAAAAGAGAGCACUGAGUUAAAAAUAAUCUAAACAGUAAAUACAAAAAUUAAUGUAGUACACUAGACAUGUAUUUUGUAUAUCUGGCGAUACAUUUUUACAAAUAAAAUACCUGACUGAGAGAUAAUAUUGAAAGAUAUAUACUAUAGAUUAAAAACUGUUAAAAGUGCACUUUUGCUACAGAUUUAUAAGGAGACUAAAAGGAAUUAAAUUGGAAGAGAAUGGUGUGAUGUUACUUCUGUAUAAUAAAUGACCCCACCCGUCUCCAAUAAAGGUCAUGUAUGAU